UCAAUGUAUAAUCGAUUUCCAUCAUAAAAAGACUUCAAAAGCCGUACUCAAAAAUCGUUGAACAGCAUAUUAUUUUAAUUUUUGUUCCGAAAAAAUUCCAGGAUACUUCUGAUAUCAAAAUUUAAUUGCUUUUAUUGUAAUAUCGAUUUCAUAUUGAAAUCUCGAAAUAUUUGGGGAAAUUUUUCUUGGUAUUACAGUGUUUACAUUGUACUUAUUCAAUUGAUAGUCUGAUCAUUCAGCCAUGAAAAAUCUCCAUAUUUAAUUGACUAAAAUUGAAUAUAACUGCCCUCUGACAACAAUCGAAUAUCAUGUGAGUCAACGAGGAUAAACUGCAUAUUUAAAAGAAGUGAAAGUCGCGAUAUUUUCACGCCUCGGACUUUUGCCCGGACAACGACGAUGUAUCUUCGAAGAUAUUUCGACCCAUUCGACCUUGCGGGGCGCCGAUGGACCUCAUUGAUUUUUCUCCCAAAGUUAUUUUUGUAUACGCGUGAGUACGCAAUCGAAUGCCAUAGUACUGGAGUGGGAUUAAAAAGAAACAAAAGUUCUGACGUUUGCUAUUUAUUCUCUCAUCGAAUAAUCAUAUCUUGAUCAUAUAUAUAUAUAUAUAUGUAUAUUGUACAAUGCAUUAUUCACACGUUUAUUUCAAACUUACAUUGAUUGUGACUUCAAGUGAAAGUUGAGGUAGAACGUGACAAAGUCCACGGGACUCUUAACGAUUUAUAGAUUCCUUUACAAGAUUGACACUUUGAUUUAACUAAAAUUCUCUACGAUAACGAUCAACAACAUGAACUGACAUUCAGUUUGCUCGGAAAACAUCAAGUUAUGCGCUCUUAAUUAAUGCAGCACUCAACUUACUUUAUUUUUAUUAACUCUAUUAUCAUUUAACUAUAUUCUAAAACAAUAGAAUUUCCUGCAAUGGCCAAUGGCUUAUGUAAAGCAACUUAUUGAAGAAAUUCAUUUCUAAAUUACUAGUGACUUGCAUAAUCAAAUUAAUAAUUUAGAUAAAGGUUUUGUUAGAUAAUUUCAAAUUGGGCAUACAAAAAAUAAUGAAAUAAUAUUCCUGAUCUUUUUCAGAUCUAUUUAACCAGUUUAGAAUAAAUUGAUUCAAACUAUUUGGAGUUCAAUAUAAGCUGAGAUUCAUUUUGUGAAACAAGAUAUAAUGAUAAAUUAUCAACCUGAACCAAAUGAUCAUUUAAGUCACGUUAGAAAAUGAGAAGGAAAGAGGAUGUAUAUUACUUGUUAUAUAACUUUCUCCAAGUCAUGGUGUUAAUUCUUAUUUGGAACUUAAAGAUCUUAAAGAAGGAUUUAAAGAUAUAGCAGUGAUUUAAUCACAAGUAAAUCUUGGUGCACAAUAAUAUUCGUUGAUUUUACUUCCUUGAAUUAUGUAUAGAAUAUUCUUUCAAUUAAACCAGCAUUGGCCUAUUUUUAUCAUCAUUACAACUUGUUUAUGGAUUAGUCUAAAAUGAAAUAUUUUUCUUAAUGAAUAUUCUAUGAGUUUAUUUAAAAAAACGACAAGCAGAUUUAUAUUGUAGCCUGGACCAAGUAAGCUCAUUUCAGACGCCCACAGGCUUAAGUAUGGCAAUGAAUUUAAUGAUGACGAAUUAAUCCGUAAUAACAGUAAUGCAAAAAAGUAUUUUAAUGACAGUCUAUGCAAUCUCAGAGAUGAAAAAUGAGAGUGUCAAAUGACACUUGUGAUUAUCACCAGUUUAUCGAAUGAAAAAUUACUUAAUCGAUCAAUCUGGUGUGUUAUUACUUUAGUGUUACCCUAGAUAUGGUGGAGUAACUAUAUGAUCACGUAAUUCAAUGCAAUCGACCUUGAUCACGAACGCGAAAACGUCAGUAAUACCCCUCACUAUUACGUCUCGGUCAGAGUUUCUUUGCAGAUUUGGACUUUCGAGAGUGUAUAACCAGGUGACUACUGUAACGAGUUUUCGCCUGGAUAUCUCAAGUUACUGGUGACCAUGCAGACGGCCUUUGCCAAAUACUCUCGCGCCCAUCGGCAUUCCUCAGCUAUACACACCGUAAUAACGUAAACAUCACCAGUAUAAGUUAACGUGAAAGUACGCAUACCUAACGGCUGGAUCCCGAUUAAAUUUAUUGUAUAUAUUAAUGCUGUACACAUGUGGUUCUCUUGAUGUAUCCUCACAUGGUCAUCAUUGUUUUAUGUUCAUGCAUGGUGAAAAUAUUAUCGUGGAAUUCAUCACCAAGGCAAAUGGAGUUUAUAGACUUUCUUUUGAAUGUCAAAAGCAGAUUGGAAAAAUAAUUUAAUGGUUUAUGAGGUAAUUAUUUUGAAAUGGAGGAAAUUAAUGUUUUAAGAUUAAUUAAACUGUCUAUGAUACCAAAAAUAUAUGUCCGGAACGAAAAUAUCCCAAGAUCAUUGUUCAAAAGCGAAUAAUUUUACACCAGUUACACCAUAAUUAAUUUCAUUUCAUUCAAUUAUCUCUGAACUUCAGGGUCAUUAUUGUGUUUUAUUGUUUCUCAUAGAAAUAAUUUUCUUCAUAUUGCGGCACAAUAAGUAUUCUCAUGAAUUGUUAAAACAGGAAGCUAUAUUUAUUGUAUUCAUCUAAUAAAAUUUCCUCAGGAUUUAAAAAAAUUCUGCUUUCAUAAUGUUGUCAAGAAAAUUUAUUACCUCAUUUUCAUCAUAAACAGUGAUUUAGACUGAUUGAAAAAUGGAUAAUAAAAUAAUCCUCCUUGUGGUGUUAUUAGAUCACUCUUUAAAGUUCUUCAAAGAAGAGUUGUAAGUAAUACAACAUCUGCAUAAGACAGCGAGAUAAAAAAAGAGUGGAUCAAGGAAACACGACGAAUACGAGGAAGUUCCGACACACAUGAGACAAAAGAAACUAAGCCUGUCGAUAAUGAUAGGCUGCAUGUUGUUGAUGACAGUCUACUUCAGGCAAUAGUUGGCAGCAAAAGAAUGCCGUGGUGGAUUUUGGCACAUGAUGAGAAUACAUUUUAUUUAUGUAAAUGGUUUAUAGUGUUACUUCAUAAAGUACAAAAACCAUCGUGGUGUAUGGAGGAAUGCCCCGGUGUAACAAGACAGCGCAGAUCGCUAGCCAGUCCGCCAAUAGUGGAAACGGCUUAGCGCCACAGCAUCAUCGAGACUAUCACCGCUAUGAUGUUGAGUGGUCAGAGCAGGAGGCAAUAGAUGCGGAAGUGUCCCAAUUGGUAAGCGGAGGCGCGGCUGCCCUUCGUAAUCCGAAGAGAUGGCGCAAUUCUACGAGUUCCGGGUAUUCAAGUCACUCGCCGCCACUCUCUGCUGGGUCCUACUCUACGUGCUGCGCGUCAGUCCUCCGAAAUUCUGCGGCGGGAACACUUGGUACCGAGGCAGCUCUUGGACUAGCUGUAAUUCACGAAGCCGAGGCAAUACCUCGACCUAUUUGGCCUUGCACAUCCGUUGAUCCGCGAGAUUUACACUUGGUUGGUUGCGAGGCUCUUGACUGCGAGGGCUUAUCUGCCAGUUGCAGUUACGAACGCGCUUACACGUACGCGAGUCGCUGUCGCAAUGCUUGGCGAGACUGCCAGUCUUCUGCCCCCACGGCUCAAGACGUCCUCUUCGAGCUCUCGCGGACCCUCAACUCCGUCAUUGACGGUGAGAGCGGCAUGACGCCUGAAGAGAUUCUUCGUGACAUUUCUCGAACUGUGCAAAAGGGUAUUGAAGCAAACAAUGGUACUGCAUCAACUGGUAUAUCUGAAGAACACAUCUAUCGGCUCUCUUCUUCAUCAUCAAGUGCAAUAGGAAAAGACUCGGUGGCUGUUAAUCCAGUUAAUCUUAAAUUGUACGGCAAAUCUGGAUACUCCAACGUUCCUGCAACAUUUUUUAGACCAACAUACCAGUGUCUUCAUGAAGGGAAAACUCUUCUUGUUCAUUCUUUAUCCAAGGUUGAUGAGGAUCAGCGCCCUAAGAAAGAUCAAUGCCACCAGCGCAUUCCUGCUGUAUUUCUUGUACCUCGUUGUAAUGCUGUUCAUUCGUCGACUCUUUUCAAUUGUGGUAUUAAAAGUGUUAAGAAUACUAAUGAUAAAGAUGGUGGUGUUGGUAGACUGAUUGAAAAUCAUAAUCAUUUUGAGGAUAAAAAUAAACGUACUAUUAGACUUGAGAGUGCACCUACCAAAACUUGUUAUACUUCUGGAGAACCUGUUUACUCGACGCAGCUAGAUCCCAGUGAUGAGAGUUCUUCUUACGGAGCAGUUGGAGAAUCAUCUGAAAAAGUUAACUGGAAUCAAGGCAUUACAGUCUUCAAUAAAAGUCUAGAUUUCACAUUAGAUGGUACUCGAGCUGAAAUACUAGGUCGCAUAAUUGCUCGAGCCAAACGUAGACGUCAAUGGUGUCGUGCUCUGACUACUAUCCUAGGCCUAGUCUUCUUUAUUUUAAGUGUUGUCAUUGUUUCCAUGUCCAUUACUCGAGGACGAAAAAUAUUUGGAAGUAUGUAAACUUGAUCUAUUAAAAGAUCUAAGAGAUAUUACAUAGUUUAUCAUUUUAAAAACCAGUUUAAUUUGACUCAUAAAUUAUAAAAUUACACAAUAGUGUUAUGGUGAAGAAAAAAACCAACUAUCACUAUUUUUGUGAAAGAUAUUAAAUUAUAAAUGUAUCUCUAUAAUGAGUAGAUAAGUAAAUAGAUAAUUAUUAUUAAUUAGAUAAUAUAAAUUUAUUUUUUUUUCUGCAGAAGACAGUUUUUCUAAACUGAUACUUCAGCCAUAUGUAUUUCAUGGUACCUUAUAUUAUAAAAUAAGAUGUGCAAGAUUAAAACACAGUAAAAAAAUUUGUCUCAACAUACAUAAAAAAAUACACUAUAUAUUAAUUUUAUUAGAUGACUAUUGAUAUUAAAAUUACAAUAAAAACUGUCAUCAUUCGAUGAUUACUCUAAUGAAAGUUCAAAGAAAUGGCUGCCUAUUGGCAUACAAAUCGAUUUAUAAUGAAAAAUCGUUCCUGAUAAUAAUCUUUUUUUUUUUCUAUUAAGAACUCGACAUAAUUUUAAUACAUUAAUGUACUGAUUGAAUGUAAGCUAAAGUUGACGUAAUAUUUUUCAUUGUGUGCCUCAAUGUUGGUAAAUUUGUAUUAGCAUUGUUACUUAAACGUUACUUGAAUAAGAAAGCAAUAUAAUCAAUCGAUUAUCAUUCUUGGGAUAACUCUAUUUAGAAUAAUAUUAAAAUCUAACGUUUGAAAAAUUUCUAGGUAAAAAAAAUAGAUAAAUACCUAGCUCAUUGACCAUUAAUAUUGGUAGGUCUUAUUUUAUACUUUAGAACUAAUUAAAAUGUAUUUCAAUUCAGGGUUAUCUCAAAAUAAUAAUGAAAAUAACACAAGUUUUUUUGCUGUGUUGGUAAUCAUUGCUAAGCAAUAUAAUGGCUGUGACCAUGUCGUUUGCAUUUCUAUGUAAUGUAUUUCAACUCCAACUUAUUAA
Messenger RNA from Chelonus insularis, 5396 nucleotides. RefSeq lists its product as uncharacterized. The record is from RefSeq and is a predicted model, not a curated record. The transcript has 7 exons. The coding region runs from base 3019 to 4428 and encodes 469 amino acids. Lineage: Eukaryota; Metazoa; Arthropoda; Insecta; Hymenoptera; Braconidae.